AUGUUUAAACUCGAGGGCAGCAGUCUUUCCAUUUUCGUCGUCACGCUUGUAUUCCUUAUUAUCUCUUUCGUCUCAGUCGCGCUACGAUGUUUCGUCCGGUUGAGGUUGGUGAGGGCUUUUGGGUGGGAUGACGGUCUGAUGGUAUUUGCGAUGGCGCUAAAUAUCCUCUUUGCGUUGUGCGGACUGAUAGGUGCAUGUCAUGGCCUGGGUCGAAAAAUGGAGGACUUCCAACAAAAGGCCGAUUAUGCGACGGAAAUAGAGACUGCGCUGUUUUGGUGGUGGCUUGGACAAACAAGCUAUGUCAUCACAUGUGUGGUCGCCAAAGUCUCCAUUGCGUUAGCGCUCCUCCGCCUUACGGUCGCCAAAAUCCAUAAGAUGAUUCUAUGGGGCGUCAUCGGAGUAUCAAUUAUCGUUGGCCUGGUGUUUUGGUUCAUGCUUACCCUGCAAUGCCACCCGGUAGACUACUUUUGGCACCGGCUCACCUCGAAAGGAACAUGCUUGGACACCGACUAUAUCCUCGACAUUGCCUACCUAUACAGUGUAACGGCUACCAUCUGUGACUUUAUAUUGGGACUCUUGCCUAUCGUGCUGGUAUGGAAGUUACAUAUGAACUUUAAGACGAAGGCAGCGCUAGCCGGUAUUCUGAGCAUGGGAUGCAUUGCCAGCGCUGCCGUUAUAGUCCGCAUUCCGUUCCUUCAUUAUUACAAAGAUCCUGACUUCCUCUACGCCACAACCCAGAUUUCCAUUUGGUCAAACGUUGAGGCUGGGCUUGGUAUCACAGCAGGAAGCCUGGUGACACUCCGGCCGCUUUUCCGCUGGUUCCGCGGAACAACAUACGAUAACUCGAAGAGUAGGAGGACCGAGAGUAUGCCCUUAUCCAGCAUGAACGGACGAUAUAACUCUCGCCAUGAUCGAUCGGCAAACAGAUAUUGGCGACCUGAUCUAACAGCACAAGACGGCCAUGGAGUUGUCACCACUGUGCAAACCUCGCGCGGAAGCCCAAACAGCAGUCAGGAGGACCUGAAUCCCAAACAGAACUCGCUCGGAGGGGUCAAUGUGCAAAAGACAUUCCUGGUGACCACCAACGACGCUUGA
Messenger RNA from Aspergillus calidoustus, 1095 nucleotides. Lineage: Eukaryota; Fungi; Ascomycota; Eurotiomycetes; Eurotiales; Aspergillaceae. The record is from the annotation of a GenBank genome assembly.